UGCGACAACCAGUCCGGCUUCCAGUCCUCUCUGCUUCUCCUCACAGCUGUUUUCCAGCCUGCCAAGCAGACACCUGCAACAAACACAACAAUGGAUUUCUCUGACCAGAGAGAAAUGGCCAAACAGCCGGCCGACGCCAGCGCUCCCACCGGCUACGUCCCGGCGCAGCAGCCCGACGGAGCUGCGGGAUUUACAGCAAGCAAACCGGACAACAACGCGGCUGCGUGCACGCCGCCGCCCCCCUCCCCCCACCCCCACCACCACCCGGCGCCGCCGCCCCCGUGCAACGAGGGCAAAACUUUUUCGAACACGGAAAAUAAACCGGGAGAGCUGGACAGCAGUAAAGCGUACGGGACGUUUAAGAACGCCGCGCCGGCGGCCCCCGGAGCCGCCGCGGCCGUCAACUCGGCGGCCCUCGGGAAGGAUUCCGUCGGUUCGGCCCGCGCAGGGUCCGCACAGUGCGGCGACCCGCUGCGGGCGGAGCAGCACAACGCCAACUGGACGGCUAUGAGCCAGACCACCAUCGUACUGGGGACAGAUGGGAACACGUCUGUGCAGCCCGUGGCCGCGGCGGGGGCUGAAGAUGAUGACGAUGAGGGAGAUGAGAAUAAGGCCAGAGGAAACUGGACCAAUAAGAUGGACUUUAUUCUGUCCAUGGUGGGCUACGCGGUGGGGCUGGGGAACGUGUGGAGGUUCCCUUAUCUCGCCUUCCGAAACGGUGGAGGAGCCUUUUUGAUCCCCUACCUGACAAUGCUGGGCAUCGCCGGCAUCCCAAUCUUUCUGAUGGAGGUGUCCCUGGGCCAGUUUGCCAGCCAGGGGCCCGUGUCAGUGUGGAAGUGCAUCCCAGCUCUGCAAGGUUGCGGGAUUGCCAUGUUGAUAAUAUCUGUCUUGAUAGCCAUAUACUAUAAUAUUAUAAUGUGCUGGACACUGUACUACCUGUUCGCUUCGUUGAAGGGCUCACUGCCAUGGGCUAACUGUAGGAAUGAGUGGAACACGGUGGAAUGUAAGGACAAAGACAUGCUGCUGUUAGACACCUGCAUACUGCGGGACAGAAACAUCACCUCCAUCAAGAACUCCUCUUUCUGUCUGUCCGCCAACACCGUGGGAAACCUGACCAAGCUGAUGAACAUGACCGUGGACAGCAACAAGACCUACGUCAGCCCCAGCGAGGAGUACUUCAAGUACAACGUGUUGCACAUCUCCAAAGGAAUCGAGUUCCCGGGAGACAUCCGCUGGCCUCUGGCGGGCUGCCUGCUGCUGGCCUGGAUCAUCGUCUACUGCUCUUUAGCCAAAGGAAUCAAGUCGUCAGGGAAGGUGGUGUAUUUCACAGCCACGUUUCCCUACGUGGUGCUGGUCAUCCUGCUGAUCAGAGGCAUCACCCUCCCCGGGGCCUUCGACGGCAUCCUCUACUUCAUCACGCCGAAGUGGGAGAAGCUGAGCGACGCAAAGGUGUGGAAAGACGCAGCCACUCAGAUCUUCUUCUCUCUGUCGGCGGCUUGGGGAGGCCUCAUCACUCUCUCUUCCUACAAUAAGUUCCACAAUAACUGCUACAGUGAUACUAUUAUUGUGACAUGUACAAACAGUGCCACCAGUAUAUUUGCCGGGUUUGUCAUCUUCUCCGUCAUCGGUUUCAUGGCACAUGAGUUGAAAGUGCCGAUAGAGGAUGUGGCAGAUGAAGGUCCAGGCAUAGCGUUCGUGGUGUAUCCAGAAGCUUUGACCAGACUUCCUCUGUCUCCUUUCUGGGCGAUCAUCUUCUUCCUCAUGCUCCUGACUCUUGGCCUGGAUACCAUGUUUGCCACCAUCGAGACCAUCAUAACCUCCGUGUCCGACGAGUUCCCCAAAUACUUGAGGAAGAACAAGCCCUUCUUCACCCUGAUCUGCUGCUGCUGCUUCUUCUUCCUUGGGUUUCCCAUGAUCACAGAGAACGGGAUGUUCAUGCUGCAGCUGGUGGACACGUUCGCAGCCUCCUACUCUUUGGUCAUCAUUGCGAUCUGCGAGCUGAUGGGGAUUUCCUACCUCUACGGUCUGCAGAGGUUUUGCGAAGACAUCGAAAUGAUGGUUGGUUUCCAGCCAAACCGAUUCUGGAGGGUCUGCUGGGCCUUUGUGACUCCGACCAUUCUGACGGGCAUCCUGGGACUGAGCCUGUACCAGUGGAAGGGGAUGACGUACGAGGACUACACCUACCCCACCUGGUCCAUGGUGAUGGGCUGGCUCAUGGUCAUCUGCUCCGUCAUCUGGAUCCCCAUCAUGUUCUUCAUUAAGAUGUACCUGGCGCCCGGCACCUUCAGUGAGCGCCUGAAGCUGGUCUGCUCCCCUCAGCCCGACUGGGGUCCGUUCCUGUUGAAGCACCGCGGAGAACGCUACAAGAACAUGACCGACCCUCUGGGAACCAACUCCCUGGGCCUCAAGCUGCCGCCCAAGGACUUCCAGCUCGACUCCUACCAGUAGCAGCACCGCGGUGCAGCACCGCACCCACCACCUUCCAACCCCUGCAGGGAGCACCGGGAGGAUGGGGGGGGGGGGGGUCAACCUCCACCUCUUGUUCUCCCCUCCUAUCCCUCCUCUUCCUCCUCCUCUCUCUUUCUCCCGUCCCUACUUCACCCUCUUUGCUUCCUGUCUUCCCCCUGUAUCGAGGAUAUGGAAACAGCCCCCCCCCCUUUUUUUCCACCUCUUCCUUCUCUUCUUCUUCACCACUUCCUCUCUUCUCUCUCACGACGGAGUGGAGUCUGCUCCUCCGCCGCUGCUGCUGCGUACUCGGUUAACGGGCUCUCAUUGCCCCCCCACACAUGACCACUGAUUACUUCAGAACCCUUCCUCGGGAUCUUUAUUCCAAGAGAAAAUGGUGUCAUAAAGUGACACAGCUCAGACUGCACUUGCAAUAUUAGACUCACCAUGGCUGCUCCCUAUGGAGUCGUGUGUUUUUGUGUGUGUGUGUGUGUGUUUUUGUGUGUGUGUGUGUGUGUGCCCUCAUAUUUGUGCGUAGAGAUAAUGAAUCAUCUCGGUGGGAGCAGACACAAGGAAGAAUAAAAAAAAAACUGAAAAUUGAGCGACAGAGAAGCAGCGGUUCAACGAGCUCGGCGGGGUGUUUUGUUCCAUCUGUGUAUAAAAAUUUCCAACGGCAAUACAAAUAAUAUCAACUGCCAUUGGGGGG
Cyclopterus lumpus (lumpfish) is the source of this 3151-nucleotide messenger RNA. It is a transcript of the gene slc6a5, whose product is annotated as solute carrier family 6 member 5. Gene Ontology annotation, molecular function: glycine:sodium symporter activity. Bases 91 to 2448 code for a protein of 785 amino acids. Gene Ontology annotation, cellular component: membrane. Gene Ontology annotation, biological process: glycine import across plasma membrane; sodium ion transmembrane transport; synaptic transmission, glycinergic. The transcript has 16 exons. Lineage: Eukaryota; Metazoa; Chordata; Actinopteri; Perciformes; Cyclopteridae. The record is from RefSeq and is a predicted model, not a curated record.